Messenger RNA from Diaporthe batatas, 1551 nucleotides. RefSeq lists its product as uncharacterized. The transcript has 5 exons. NCBI's taxonomy places the organism in Eukaryota, Fungi, Ascomycota, Sordariomycetes, Diaporthales, Diaporthaceae. The coding region runs from base 1 to 1551 and encodes 516 amino acids. The record is from RefSeq and is a predicted model, not a curated record.
AUGGUCCUUGUUUACAUUCUAUUCUCGGCAGCAGCAAGUCUAGCCGCUGUCGUGCCGCUUUCAGCGCGUACAGAGGCUGUUUUCGAUGUCAAGGAAGUCGCCAUGAAGACCAGCCCUCUCGACAAACAACUGAUUAGCCUAUCCGUCGAGUUCGGAAAUGCGGUUGACUUCUUCGGCGACGCCGGCAAGCCAAAUCUGUUUUCCAAGAGGCUUCUGCAGAAUGUAGUAGACCGCUCAUACGCCCCGACCAUACUUCGAAUAGGCGGGAAUACCCAGGACAGGGCCGAGUUCUGCGCAACAUGUAACAAAACGUUUGAGACGAUCGUGCAGGAUGACCCGGACGAUCCCAAAGGCUCUGAGGCUGUCAAAGUCACAUUCAACCCUCGUUUCUUCGAUGUAUUGACGUACAACGUGCCGGCAGGGAGUCCCAUCAUAUUCGGCCUCAACUACCGCAAUGAUAGUUUGGAGCUGGCCGAGGCCGAGAUUGGCGCCGCGUUUGAGUACCUCGACCAGAGCCUGGUCAUGGCUUACGAGCUGGGCAACGAGCCUAACCUGUAUGGCGAUUACCGACCGCCAACUUACGGAGUAAACGAGUACGCCGCCGACAUGCGGCAGUGGAUCCCAAGCCUGCGGGCCCUCUCGCCGCCGGGCGUCCAUCCCAGGUUCCAAUUCCCGUCGUUCGCCGGCCCGCAGCUCUUCAAACCCGACAUGACGAUCGCGAACCUAGUGGGCCUGGGUGUGCCACAGUCUAUUGGGAUCGACUAUUUUUCCGUCCAUGGAUAUCCUUAUGAUAUCUGCACUCCCGAGAGCGCAGCCCAAGUCGACCUAAGGAACUUCCUGGACCACAACAAGACUCUUUCUCUCAUCGCCUCCUACGGUGGCGAGAUCGCUGCGUCCAGGUCGCAGGGCAAGCCCCUGCACAUGGGCGAGACGGGCUCCGUGGCGUGCCACGGCAAGUUCGGCGUGUCCAACACGCUGGGCGCGGCGCUGUGGGAGCUCGACUACGCCCUCAGCGGCUCGACGCAGGGCAUCGACCGCUUCUUCUUCCACAUGGGCAAAGGCGACUUCUACUACUCCAUGUGGGAGCCGCUGCCGUCGGAGAGGUUCCCCGCGCCACAUAUCAAUCCCACAUACUAUACCAUGCUCUUCGCCGCCGACCUGGUGUCAGACCUCCCUGCACCCCAGAUCGCCCCGCUCACGGAGCUAGACACGACGUCAACGGUGCACUUUGCCGUUUACGACGGCGAGGAGCUCCGAAAGGUCGUCUUGCUCAACCUGGACUUCUUCAACGGCACGAUCUCUGCGAAUGGCACAUCCGCGACCGACGCAACCCGGCCGGCUAGGCAGUUUGACAUGGGUGCGGCUCUUGGGAGGGAGCUCCGGGUCCGGCGCCUGACGGGGGACGACUCUGCUGCGACGGAUGGGGUGACAUGGGCUGGGCAGAGCAUUAACGGCGACGGAGCGGUCGUUGGUGAGCUGCGGGUAGAGAAGAUUACCGAUGGAGUGGUGACACUUUUGGCGUCUGAGGCCGUCAUCGUUGAGAGGGGCUGA